GAUACGAUCUCGGGGAGCCGUGUAGCCGUCAGUCGAGCCGAGUUGCUGCGGACGGGUGGUCAGCCGUCGCCCGAGACAGCAAACAACAUCGCGCCCAAUUUCCACUCAGGCUCUUUCUCCACUGUUUCGCAUACGAACUGAUGGACGCUGCUUAACGUUGCUCUCUGUCGCUCUCUCGAUCAUGGGCUGUACAAGCAGUGCUCCAAACAUGGUCAACUCAAGUAAAUCAGAAAAAAGCAUUCAAUUUGAAGAAGAUGCAAGUGAAGUCCAGUCUCGGGAUACAGAAGAAAUAAUUUAUAGAUCCGGAAAUGAUACAGAUGAAACAAAGCUUCCAUCGUGUGAUAAUUUAUCAGAACAUAAUAUAAAUGUAGUUAGAAAUAUAUCUACUUCUAGUUUAAAAACAGAAAAAGACAAUCAAGAAGACAGACAUAGUAAUGAGAUGAUACUUAAUAAAACGGUAUCUAGUGCUACACUACACGAAGAAGAAAGUCCGCCUAAACUAGAAGAAGUAGUUGAGAAAGUAGUAGACCUACAUUCUUCAGAAAAUCUUAACGAAACCAAACCUGAAAACAAACAUGAUGAAACUGCAAGGGAAACCGGAACUAGAGAAAGUAACGAUAGCGAUAACACCAAAGAAAGUAACUUCCAAGACAAUGAAACACACGAAGAUGAGAAGCAGGACACGCAAAAUGUCGAUUGUCCUGAAGAAGCCACAAGCCCGAGCCAAUCCGAGAGCAGUCGGGCCACGAGAUGGGAAGCUCUGGCGGAUAUAGCUGCAGAAUUACCGCCGUCUCUCACAGUAGAUCCUGUUACGGGGCAGAUUUAUGCGCUUUCUAAAUAA
Messenger RNA from Spodoptera litura, 841 nucleotides. RefSeq lists its product as uncharacterized. Lineage: Eukaryota; Metazoa; Arthropoda; Insecta; Lepidoptera; Noctuidae. The record is from RefSeq and is a predicted model, not a curated record.